Molecule: messenger RNA, 2537 nt
Organism: Nasonia vitripennis (jewel wasp)
Lineage: Eukaryota; Metazoa; Arthropoda; Insecta; Hymenoptera; Pteromalidae
Product: integral membrane protein 2C
Exons: 6
Coding region: 846-1730 (294 amino acids)
Biological process (GO): negative regulation of amyloid precursor protein biosynthetic process
Cellular component (GO): plasma membrane; extracellular exosome; Golgi apparatus
Molecular function (GO): amyloid-beta binding
Source: RefSeq, a predicted model, not a curated record
GAAAUGUGCAGCAGUGGUGGUGCCGUCGUCGUUUAGCAUAGGUCAUAGGACUCGAUAGGCAGAAGAACACUACCUACACACUAUAGGCGCGCAGUAGCUGCUGCAGCAAGCUGCAAGGUAGGCACAUUACGUACUAGCUGUAUAGUGCAGGGAAUAGAGGAAAACGCAUGUUUUCGCGCGCGGCAAGCUUCUACCUAAACGCAUAUUACAUAUAGGCCGCAGACACUGUGCAUUGUAACGGCUCUCUAUCGUCUAUAACGCGGCUAGGCGCAGCAGCUCGUCGUCGUUGCUUUGGCGCAGUUCCCUCUGCGUCGCGCCGCCUCUCAGCUGCACACGAUCUGGAAAUCCGAGAAUUUUUCACCGAGCGCGCGCGAGUGGGGCGGGCAAAAUACUGCAGGAGCUGCAGCGCUUGUCAUUCUCGGGGCGAUCAAUUCCGCGACACCGCCAACACACACGCGGUAUAGCUGCAGACCAAGUGCGUAAGUAGGCUCGCUACCUUUCGACCCUGCGCCGCUAAAAACUCGUCGUCGACAUUUGCUGCUGUUGCUGCUGCAGUUGAACGCUGCAGUAGAGCCGCCAGCGCCGAGCAGACGCUCUUUCGCAUCCAAACAACAGCCGCAAAAUACGCCCCGCGCUGUCUGUCACUCCCUCGCUCGCGCUCCAAUCGUACUUCCUCCUUCCUUCUCGCUGCGCGCGAGUGUAUCGGAUGUGCGUGUUUGAGUCUGUUUAGUCGCUCUAGACUUGUGCGUGCAAUCUGCGAAAGAACAACAGUACGCUCUCCACGCUCUGCAGCUACGCUGAUCCUCGACCGUGGCCUCUGUUCGCUGUGCUGAUCAACCGGCAAGAUGACGGUCAUCACCAAAGCGAUAGGCGAGAAAAAAGUCAAGGCGGCCGACAAAUUGGAGCAGCCAUUGGUUGUUGGUCUGGAAGUCCCGACUGAUGAAGCUCAAGUCGAUCCAGAAAGUCAACACCCAAAAAAUGAUUAUGUCGUUAGGAAACGAUAUUUAAUUUUGAGCAGCAAUGCUCUUCGACCAAGUGCCAUGACAACAUUGUGUCUAUUUAUGACAGCAAUUAUUGUCAUGAGCAUUGGUAUUAUUGGUGGUCUUUGCAUUUACAAACUCUACGCAAGAGAUCAGAUGCAUAGAUUCCGUACUGCUUGGUACAGCAUUCCUUACGAUGCUUCUAACAAAGCUCAGUAUUCGAUGGAUGAGCAGCUGGCCAUGGAAUUUGAAAAGGCCAUUCGACCAAAAAAUUUCUUCAGUGAACAGUUUGAAAUUGAUGUUGAUAACCAAAUACAGAAAAUUGAUGUACCUGAUUUCCGUGGUGGACGACAAGGUCGAUUCAUUCAUGACUUUAACAUUAACAAGACUGGAAUUAUCGACAUCGAUGGCCAUAGCUGCUUUGUUAUGCCACUAAAUCGUCAAAGAGUUUUACCACCUCGCAACAUGUAUGACCUUUUGAAGAAAAUGUACAACGGUUACUACGAGGUAGAUACAGAAAUCGUUAGAGAAACUAUGAAAGUCCUUGUUCCACCAAUUGAUGACCUUUCUGUUAUCGGAACUUACAUUGCACGGGAAUGCCAAAGCAUGCCGACAUAUUUAUUGCAACCAGUUAAUGAUAAUGUUUACAAACGCAGCACAUCUAGUGGUAUUUAUGGUCAAUUUGCUGGAAAGAACAUUAUAGAAUUUGAUAUCAUUAAUUUAGAUAGUGUUAUUACUAAGAAAAAAUAAAUGUUAAUUCUAUCGCGUACGUGUAUACAUGAAUACAUACGUAUUAAUGUAAUAUCUAGCGAUAGUUGCAUGUCACUUGUUAUAAUUCUUCCAUUUCUGGCUGUAGGGAAAAGUCAUUUGACACAAUUGCGCAGAAUUAUAACUGCGUCUUUAUAGAAAUUUUAUUUAGACGACAAAAAUGUUUAAAUCUGACGUGACUGAAUCGAUCUUGUGAUGAAUGAUGGCAUGUCUGUGCGUUUCGAAUUAUAACUAUUGAAAACAAAACCUGCGUAUUCGUAUGCGAUUUAAUACCAAGGUAAGGGAUUGUAUAAUGCAAUUACCUAAUAUUAUGUUUACUUGCGCCAAAGUGCGGUGUUUAUACGUAUUUAAAAAGUAUGUCAUUCGUAUUAUUUUUUUUUUUAAAUCAGUAUCUUAUUGACACUUGUAUUAAAAAUGUUUCUUAUACAAAGAAUACUGAUAAGUCUACAAUUGAUAUUUAUAAAAGUAGGCAUCAAUUCUGGUAACAACGUAAAUUUGUAACUGUGUACAUUAAAUGAUAUAAAAAAACUUUAUAACUUCUUCUAAUUUCAAGGAGAUAGAUAUGAUUUUGUUUUAGUAUGUGUCAGUUAGAUACUUGAUGAUAUUUUUAAUGCAGAGUAAGAUAUCUUUUAAGUCUACUUUAAUUAGUUAUAUAGGUUAAUGGUAUAUUUGCCGAUUAGAGUCUUUGAAAAUAACAUUUAUUGCAUUAAAUAAUGUGUAAUGAAUUUUGAAUGGUAAAAUAAAAAUUGUAAAUUCUUAUAUAAGAAAUAAAUACAAGUUAGAAAAAAA